CACACAUUCCGAACAAAAAAGCUUCAAUCUUCAGUAGGUGACUUUACUUGAGAAACCAGUAGGUGUGAGGACAAUUACAAUGGCUGCUGUUUCUUUAAGGCUCCUUUGCUUUCUUUUUUUUCUCUGUUUCACAAUAACAUCACCAGCCGCGCAGACAUGUGAUAACGACACAGGGAACUACACAGUAAACAGCACGUAUCACAACAACCUCAACACCCUCUUAUCCAGUUUCUCUUCCCACAAAGAAAUCAAUUACGGUUUCUACAAUUUCUCUCAUGGCCAACACCCAGACAGAGUAUACGCCAUUGGGCUCUGCAGAGGAGACCAAAAGCCUGAUGAUUGCCUCAAAUGCCUCAACAAUUCCAGAGUCUCUCUCGCAAAGGAGUGUCCAAACCAGAAACAUGCGAUUGAUUGGGGUAUAGAGUGCAUGUUGCGCUACUCCAACCGCUCCAUAUUUAGCCUCAUGGAAACUCAACCUAUGGUGGAACUCGUGUACACGUUGGAUGUAAAGGGUUCAGUGGAACAAUUCAACGAGGCGCUGCAGAGCUUGAUGAGGAAUCUAACACGCACAGCUGCAUCAAGUGACUCUCGUCUCAAGUAUGCUACGGCUAGCACACCUGCUCCGAGUUUUCAAACCAUAUUUGGUUAUACGCAGUGCACCCCUGAUUUGUCAUCGGAAGAUUGCACCAAGUGCUUGGAAGAAGCUAUUUCAAAAAUUCCAGAGUGUUGUAGUGGCAAGGCUGGUGGCAAUGUUUUAAAACCCAGUUGUAGAAUUAGAUUUGACCCCUACGUCUUCUAUGGACCAACAUUAAAAUUAGACUCAGAUGCACCAUCAGUGUCCACCAACAAAACUUCUUCUUCACCAGGAAAGAGCAACAACACAUCAAGAACUAUCAUCGCCAUAGCAGUGCCAGUUGCCAGUGUUGUUUUAGCGCUCAGUCUUUUCUGCAUCUAUCUAACAGUGAGGAAGCCAAGAAAAAAAACUGAAAUUAAAAGAGAAGAAGAAGAUAGUCAUGAAGAUGAAAUUACAAUUUCUGAGUCAUUGCAAUUCAACUUUGACACCAUUCGAGUUGCUACAAAUGAAUUCGACGAUUCUAAUAAACUUGGACAAGGCGGGUUUGGAGCUGUUUACAGAGGUCGGCUUUCCAAUGGACAAGUAAUUGCUGUCAAAAGGUUGUCAAGGGAUUCUGGGCAAGGAAAUAUGGAAUUCAAGAAUGAAGUGCUUUUACUGGUCAAGCUUCAACACCGAAAUUUAGUUAGACUACUUGGGUUCUGCUUGGAAGGGAGAGAAAGGCUGCUUGUCUAUGAAUUUGUUCCUAAUAAGAGCCUUGAUUACUUCAUAUUUGAUCCAGUGAAGAAAACACGAUUGGAUUGGCAAAUGCGCUACAAAAUCAUUAGAGGUAUUGCUCGAGGAAUUCUCUACCUCCAUGAGGAUUCUCGACUGCGAAUUAUACAUAGAGACCUUAAAGCAAGCAACAUUCUCUUGGAUGAAGAGAUGCAUCCUAAGAUAUCAGAUUUUGGGAUGGCAAGAUUGGUUCACUUGGAUCAAACACAAGCAAAUACAAAUAGAGUUGUUGGAACCUAUGGAUAUAUGGCACCUGAGUAUGCAAUACAUGGUCAAUUUUCAGCAAAAUCAGAUGUUUUUAGUUUCGGUGUAUUGGUUCUUGAGAUUGUAAGUGGCAAAAGAAACAGUGGUAAUCGUCGUGGGGAGAACGUGGAGGAUCUAUUGAGCUUUGCAUGGCGAAACUGGAGAAAUGGAACAACUGCAAAUAUUGUAGAUCCCACAUUAAACGACGGUUCUCAAGAUGAAAUGAUGAGAUGCAUCCACAUUGGGUUAUUAUGUGUUCAAAAAAAUGUGGCUGCCAGACCAACCAUGGCUUCUGUUGUACUCAUGCUUAAUAGUUAUUCUCUCACUCUCUCAGUGCCUUCAGAACCUGCAUUUGUUGUGGAUAGUAGAACUAGAAGCCUUCCAGACACACUAUCAUCAGAGUAUAAUUCAAGGGAAACAAGAUCAAAUAAAUCAACUGAAUAUUCGGUAGAUGAGGCUUCAAUUACGGAGCCAUAUCCUCGCUAGAUUUUGGUCAUAGUGGUGAUAGUCAUUUGCUUAUUGGUCAAUGACUUAAAAAUUCCUAAACUAAAAUACAAUAUCCUGCAAGUCGCCUAAUUUGUUGGUGUGAUGUUUGGUUUUAGUUACCUUAUAUUUAGACAAGGUAUUUUCCUUGUUAAUUUUUUUACCGUAUUUUCCAUAA
Glycine soja is the source of this 2249-nucleotide messenger RNA. RefSeq names its product putative receptor-like protein kinase At4g00960. The record is from RefSeq and is a predicted model, not a curated record. NCBI's taxonomy places the organism in Eukaryota, Viridiplantae, Streptophyta, Magnoliopsida, Fabales, Fabaceae. Gene Ontology annotation, biological process: protein phosphorylation. Gene Ontology annotation, molecular function: protein kinase activity; ATP binding. Bases 80 to 2074 code for a protein of 664 amino acids. The transcript is spliced from 7 exons.